UGAGAGAGAGAGAGAGAGAGAGAGAGAGGGGAAGUCUCCACAAAAAAAGGAAAAAAGCAGACGUUCCAUGUGGCUGUUUGAGGGUGUGAUCUAGUUAUGGAGGGAGACAAAAUCGCAGCUCUAAAGAGGUCGUUUGAGGUGGAGGACGUUGACCCGACGGCGCACCCCUCCCCGCACGGUCGGCGAACGCCCAACCUUCGCGCGGCCGUGACCUCUCCCAGCCAGCGCUACCAGGAGCUGGGCGCGCGAAACUCUGACCUGAGCGCCAACCAGCGCUCGCCCAAACCCAGCCAAGGGCCGGGCGGCCGCACCCCCGAGCCUGUGUCCCGCCGCACGGAGAUCUCCAUCGACAUCUCCUCCAAGCAGGUGGACAGCUCCCCCAGCCCCGGCAUCUCCCGCUUCGGCCUGAAGAGGCCCGAGGUCCAGGGCCACAGCAGGGCCCCCGAGCAGGCCCACCGGCGGCCUGAGCUCAGCCCCAACCGGGCCCAGGAGCCCCCGCCCGUCAGGAGGCCCGACCCCCCCGCCGCCUCCGUCUCCAGGAUCCCCGAGCCCAUCCACAGGAAGGCGGAGCCCACCAACUCGGGAGACGUCCCGUCCCGGCGUGUUGAGAUUACCGUCGCCAAGGCCCCUGAGGGCCCGGCUCCCGCCAAGCCGCCAGUGAACAGCCUCACCCCGGCCGUGCCCAGCGCCCACCACCCUCACAAAGCGCAGCCGCUGGGCUCGGACAUCCGCAUCCGGAGUCCUGACGGGUCAGAGGUCAUUCCCAGCUACACCAGCACCAUGUCAGAGCCCGCCAAGCCAGCCCAGGGCCCCCAGCCCCCCGUGCGCAGCGACAAGCCCGGCGCGGACUUCAGCUACGUGGGCAUCGAUGCCAUCCUGGAGCAGAUGAGGCGGAAGGCCAUGAAGCAGGGCUUCGAGCUCAACAUCAUGGUAGUGGGGCAGAGCGGUUUGGGGAAAUCCACCCUCAUGAACACCCUCUUCAAGUCCAAGGUGAGCCGCAAAUCUGUGCUGGCCACGGGAGAGGAGAGGAUCCCCCAGACUAUCGAGAUCAAGUCCAUCAGUCACGACAUCGAGGAAAAGGGCGUGAGGAUGAAAUUGACAGUAAUCGACACUCCCGGUUUUGGGGAUCAGAUCAACAAUGAAAACUGCUGGAAGCCCAUCAUGAAGUUCAUUAAUGACCAGUAUGAGCAGUACCUUCAGGAGGAGAUCAACAUCGAGAGGAAGAAGAGAAUCCCAGACUCGCGCGUUCACUGCUGUAUAUACUUCAUCCCCGCUACCGGCCACUGCCUCAGGCCCCUGGACGUGGAGUUCAUGAGACGCCUCAGUAAAGUGGUCAACAUCGUCCCUGUCAUCGCCAAGGCUGACACUUUAACUCUGGAAGAGAGAGACUUCUUCAAAAAGAAGAUCAGGGAGGAGUUGCGGACCAAUGGGAUUGAUGUUUACCCGCAGAAGGAGUUUGACGAGGAUGCGGAGGACAGGAUGAUCAAUGAGAAGAUCAGAGAGAUGAUCCCCUUCGCUGUGGUUGGGAGUGACCAGGAGUACCAGGUCAACGGGAAAAGGCUUCUGGGAAGGAAAACAAAGUGGGGCACCAUAGAAGUGGAGAACAUUGCACACUGUGAGUUCGCUUUUUUGCGGGACCUGCUUAUUAGAACCCACAUGCAGAACAUCAAGGACAUCACCAGCAACAUCCACUACGAGGUGUACCGCGUCCGCAGGCUGAACGAGACCAACAAACAGGCCAACGGAGUGUCCGAGGGCGAAGUUUUCCUCCCAUGAGAUGUAGACAUUCGCCCACUGUCGCUCCCACCCCCGCCCCCUGUUCUGCCUGCCAUGAACCCUCUCUCUCUGCCCUGACCGUCUGCCUGCCCUCACCACCUGCCUCCCAAUCCUGAACCCAACCUGCAAGAGGACAUCCGCAUGGUCAGCCUCAUGGGUUCUGGUCUCCUCCACUACCGCCCCCGAGUCAAACUAAGUCCCAGAGUCUGUACAUAAUCUAUUUUGCUUGACGACAGAGCCACCAACAACAAUAUUUUUAAAUUAUGCGGUUAAACCUUUUGUUCUAAUGGCUACGAGUUAAGAGUAAAACUUACUUACCAUUCCAGUGUCUCAUUGCCGACCCUAGAAAACAGUCUCCGGCAUGGCUGUAACUGUACCAAGGUUCCAGGGGCGCAGUGUUAGGGCAGGGCCAGUUGGACGAAGGCUGAGCUGGAAGGUGGUGUGGCUGUGGAUUAUGUGUCACUGUGCCCCUUUCAGCCAUUUUGUUGAAGGCUGCGUCCAUUUUGUUAUGUGCUGCAAUAAAAUCUAACCCUUGUUUUUGUACUUUCUAAUGCCAUAGAUUUAUAGUAAUAUUGUUUUUAAUCCAGCUUCCUUGUGCACUGAGCUAAAAAAAAAAACCUUUGUGUCAAAAGUGGGGAGGGUUGAAAUAAGGGGUACGUAGCGGUGGUGUGCCGGUAGUACAGGGGGACCUGGGCAGGCUUCCUGGUGUGAGCCUUCAGCUUCACUUACGCCACCGAAGCAGAGCAGCACACAGUGGAGAAGAGCACGUGGUGAACAGGCUAAAGGUGAAAGUAAAACAAAGAAGAAAAUGCAGAAAUAAAGACAAAACACAGGUUACAUUGUAUUGUGUUGUGUUGGGUAUUGUGUUAUGUGAAGAUAUGGGGGCCUAGGGAGGUGGGAGGGAGACUGGUGUGGCAUUUGCUUCCCCGCGUUUGUAUUUGUUCGGUUUUGUCUAGACGUUUUGCAGAACGUCUGCCAACGCCAUGUCCUUUUUAAUUGCCGUGUUUGCAUCAUGACAUUCAUACAGUACUCGACCCAUUUAUAGAGUGCGUUGUUGCCAUUGUUCUAAUUAUUGUUUAUUUUUAGUAGGAGGGGGGUGUAAGGAAUAGACACCCGUUUGUUUCAUAUGCUCUGCCUUAUAAAUAAUUUGUGUUCUUUCUGUUCUAAAGAGAAACAAAUAUAAGAUUUGAUUAAAAAAAGAAUUAAUAUUUAAGUGUGUUAAAGAUUAAAUGUAUACCUACUCUUUCAGUGUAGUUGGCGACACCCCCUGACUACUGCAUAUCAGGAAGUGUUUUCUUGCAGGUGUUCUGCAGUUUACAGACAAGUUUGCUAAAUUUAACCUUUGUCAAAGUGAAGUAUUGUGAAAAUAUGCAGUCUUAUAGUAUUCCUCCUUUUCCCCCCUUUGCAGUAGUGGUCUCCCCUGGGUGAUAUGUCUGUGCCUUCCCUAGUUUUGUUCCUUUAUUUAUUGGCAGCUGUCCACAAGCACAUUGACUAAACUGGAACCUGAGGCGCGCGGUGUAAUGAAGAGCGAACGCGCGGUAUCCGAGACGGCGGUUACAGCACCACAGACGGGCACUAGUGAAGCAGAACCCAAAUUCGCUGGUGUGUCAGGAAACGGCACAGCUGGGGCCAGCCGUUGGAACGACAGGACCACCCUCUAAAAAACAAUAAUCUCCAUUUCCCUCCCUGACAAGGUGAGGUCUGUCUGACAUGGUGGCAUAUGCCUGGCAGAUGUGUCCUCCUGUUACUGGUGCCAGCCAGGGCACCUGAUGCCGGGGCUGUGCUGCUCUCUCUCCCAUGACCGGGCGGUGCCGUAGCGGAGGCUGGCUUGGAUCGGCUCCGUGUCUCUCUGCCACAGCGAGGGUGGGAAGGACCAGAGGGCCCUGGCAGGCACCUACCUUCUUCAGGAGGGAAGCCUCUGAAAUGAGCAGAGCAGUUCCUCUCCGGUUAAGGUCGAGGUCCCUGAGUUUGGCGAGUUGUGCGUUCAGAGAAGCCGAUUGGCUUCCCGUGGCGAAUGAGAAAUCCGGGUGUUCCUGUGCUAUUCUUGGUGUCCUUAUUUUUAGGGAGUUGCACUGCAGUCAAUAAAGAUUAUGAGGAAAUUGUGAGAUGUUCUUCCCCUUCAGAUAAAACCUUUAUCACAAGAUGAAACCAGUGGGAGUGAAAUACUGAUGCUUGCCAGGAAGCCAGUGAAGAGUAGUAAUUACAUUUGUCUUUAAGCGGAAAUAUAAAAAUAAAACUAAAUGACAAUAGGAUUAUUCUUGUGUUUUGUGCUGUAUAUUCAUUGUGUCAAUCAUUUUUUUGUACUGGUAUAAAUAUUAAGAUUUAUCUUUGACAUGCUAUUUCAAAGAAAUAAAGAUUGCAAUUUGUAAUUGUU
Messenger RNA from Conger conger (European conger), 4150 nucleotides. It is a transcript of the gene septin9b, whose product is annotated as septin 9b. Gene Ontology annotation, molecular function: GTPase activity; molecular adaptor activity; GTP binding. NCBI's taxonomy places the organism in Eukaryota, Metazoa, Chordata, Actinopteri, Anguilliformes, Congridae. The record is from RefSeq and is a predicted model, not a curated record. Gene Ontology annotation, biological process: cytoskeleton-dependent cytokinesis. The transcript has 11 exons. Gene Ontology annotation, cellular component: septin ring; microtubule cytoskeleton; septin complex. Bases 97 to 1776 code for a protein of 559 amino acids.